Corythoichthys intestinalis (scribbled pipefish) is the source of this 2226-nucleotide messenger RNA. RefSeq lists its product as uncharacterized. The transcript is spliced from 2 exons. The coding region runs from base 417 to 1166 and encodes 249 amino acids. The record is from RefSeq and is a predicted model, not a curated record. NCBI's taxonomy places the organism in Eukaryota, Metazoa, Chordata, Actinopteri, Syngnathiformes, Syngnathidae.
UAUUAACCCUUGAGAGUCGAAGGACGCGCCGGCGCGUCCUCAGCGCACGUCGUCUUUGAAGCGCCCUCACGUUUUAAUUACGUCACCCACAUGCCGUGGGUUGGUCUCGUUUUAAAGUGCGGAAGUUGCGGUUUACUCUCGUUAUUAUUUGAAGUCAAUCGACCAACUAAAACGUGAGAUAUUGUCAUUUAAGUUUGAUAGUUUUAUUGUCCUUUAAAAAAAACAUUAAAACGCUGCAUGGAUCAUUUGUUUAUGUCUAUAUUUCGAUCAUUUCUUUUCCUUUUUCAAAACGGAAGCUCCAUGAAAAAAACACAAAUCAAACGAACCCUUUCGAAGUCACAGUGGAAGCACGAAAUGCGUUUUUUUUGUUUUUUUUUUAAUAAAUAAAACUGCCGUGCGAGGUUCCACCGAACGAGAUGGAGGAGUGUUCUGAAGCAGCGAGGUGGCGAGCGACGGCCGUUUCGAUCAAGCAGCGACUUUGUGUGACUUUGAGAAUGAACGGAAAACUAAAUUUAGCGCAAGCAAUUGUGCUUUUUGAUCAACUUGAGGAAGAGGAUGGUCUAAAUUCGUCAUCAUCGUCUUCUUCGGAAGAGUCCUCGAGUGAAGAUAGUGACGGAUUUGAACACGUGGGUGACGCCAUCGACGAGCAGAGUGACAAUGAAAAAUAUACAUUCACUGCCCGAAUGGAAAGAGGACGAGGGAUAAGGGGUCAUCACGGAAGAGCGAUGAGAUGUCAGCGGAGGGGAGGCCGGAGAAGUCAGCGCGGCAGAAGCCGAUCACCACUGGCUCAGCCUGCACCUGUGCCAUGGAGCACAGAGCAAGACACAGACACUGCCCCACAGUGCAGCCGGUUCACACCCCGGAGACCACCAGGACCUCAGGUGAAUCGUGACCAUGCAUACACCCCAAAAGAACUUUUUGACCUGUUCUUCACCUCAUCGACAAUGAUGAAUAUGUGCAAACACAUAAACCAGUAUGGCAGAGUCCGAAAAGAGAUUGGGAAAAAGUUUGUGUGGACAGACACUACAGUGGAGGAGCUUGAAAAAUUUAUUGGACUCCUCUUGUACAUGUCUUUGGUUUCACUUCCAACUGUGCAAGAUUAUUGGAAGGCAAGGAAUUCCAGGACGAAACAGCUUUUCGGAAUGGCAUGCCUGAAAAAAAUUUAACUUGUUUAUUGUAAAUAUUUUUGAAAAUACUUUUUUUCCAAUGCUAAGUAUAUAUUUUUCCCCCCCACAAUCAGUCUUCUCAAUUUGUGUAUAUAAAUGUGUGUUCAAGAAGCUUGAUUGUGUGUACAUAGUUUUGAUCAGGUGAUGGGCCACAAUACCUAAACUCAUAAAGGGAUGGCCUCUAAACACUUUUUGUGUUAGAUGGUAUAUAUUUUUUCACUGUUCUUCACUGUUUGGUCUGCUGUAUAUAACCCGUUUUGACUAGAGCAUGUAUAAAAGCAAAAUACGCCUAUGGCCAUACCUGUUGUUUAUGUUGAAUUGUCAAAUAUAAGACUAUUUAUUCUAAAUUUUUUUGGUUGAAUGUUCAUCCUAACAUGUUGAAUAAAUAUUAUAAAGUUUCAAAACGGUUCGUUACGCAUGUUUGGUUGUCAAUUGGACAUCAAUAUUAAAAAUUUUCACAAAACGAUUUUGGAAUUUUUGGUCUUUUUGGGCCCAAAAUGAUGAUUUAUAAUUGGUCAGUGAAAGAAACAACAGUUUGGACAUGAAGUUCAAGGUGUCACAAAAAAAGGGACCAAACCAGGCCAUCGUAAACAAUUCUGUCUUUGAAAUAUAAAGGCAACUUCAAAGGCAUGCAGAAUCAGACAAAAUAGGCCCAGACCUUAAAGGGUUAACUUAUUGCCUGAUGUUGACAACGCUAGACAUCCAAUUCAUUUAAACUGGGAGAACUGGCUUAUGAAUGCUCUUCUUUCAGUCCCAUUGACGACACUAAAUGGCCGUCAAUGGCAGCCAAUGAGUUAAAUUAGCAUAAUGUUACUGGUUGGAUUACAUGUGCUGCUAUUUUCUAUUGUCUUGCAUGCAUUACUCACGUACGGUUGGCAUGGGGCACCAAUUAGGGUCAUCUUAAAGCCGAUUAGUGAAUCCUAUUGAUGUAGCACGUCGGCGCAAAUUGGUUGCCAUCUGCUGGACAAAAUAUGCAUUGCAGGAAGAGGUCUAUUUAUGGCGAUAAUGACGAUAGGUAAAAUGUCGAUAGAAAGUUUCCUAUCAUUUCUGCCGAUAUUUA